GGGCUCUCGGGGUCCGGGCGGAGAAGGAAGCACCUGCAGCGGGGAAGGGGGCGUCGCCCUUGGGAAAUCCCCUCUUUCCGCCGUCCCUGAGAGAGGCUUAACGCCCGCGCUCUUUACAGCGGGGCGGAAUGCGGGAGGCUCGAGGGGGAGAGAUCCGAGGUCUGGUCGUGGGCUUAAAAUGGAGGGUGAUGGUCUGAGCCCCCAGAAGGGAAUCGGGCCGCGGGUGGGAUUUGCCUCAGGCUCUUCAGUCUCCCCCAACCCUGGAGCAGCUGGGUGGAAAAGGAGGAGGAAGUUUAAUCCUCGCAUCCCGUUCUUUUCCCGACCAAAUGUUCAAACUGCUGAAUCAUUUGGUUCGAGGACAGUUGCUUUGCCCUGUUUUUUUCCUUUGCCCCCGUUAUUGAAUCGGGAGUAUCUCGGAGGACUCAGAGGCAAAAGGGGGCAAUCUUGCAGCCACUUGCCAGCUUUGAUAGCCAUCCUUGAAACCUUCCACCCCCACGACCCAGGAAAGGCUAACUAUCCAGUGUCUAGGGAUGCCCCCAAGUUAUGUAUGCAGUUUCCCUCCGCUGCCUGCCCCCAACUUAAACUCAUUCUGGAAGUCAAGAAAAUCUGCCAGCAAGUUUCUUGAAGACUGCAUGGUGCAACGAUGCACAGUUGCAUUCCUUGUGGUGGGCAACUCGUUGCUGUCCUUGAUUGCCCUGCUGUGAAUCUGUAUUUUGAGAUCCAGGAUUACUUUUCUCGAUGAUGAUCUGGCACUUAUCCUCUCCUGGUGCCACUUUCCUAGUUUCUGCAUGCUGAACAAAUAAGUGCUGAGGAAUGGGAGCUCUUCUGUUGUCUUUCAGGGCAUGGAGCUUGUUUAAAGAUGCAGCUGUGAUCCUCGGCUGUGUGUCUCAUUGAAGAGACCUGAUGUUUUACAUUAUUGGUGGGAUCACAGUAUCUGUGGUAGCUUUCUUUUUCACCAUUAAGUUCCUAUUUGAGCUUGCCGCACGUGUAGUCAGCUUCCUCCAGAAUGAGGACCGGGAGCGCCGAGGGGAGCGAACCAUUUAUGACUACGUGCGAGGCAACUAUCUGGAUCCCCGCUCUUGCAAAGUCUUCUGGGAUUGGAAGGACCCCUAUGAGGUGGGCCACAGCAUGGCCUUCCGAGUGCAUUUGUUUUAUAAGAAUGGCCAGCCCUUCCCUGCCCAUCGCCCUGUGGGGCUGCGAGUUCACAUCUGCCACAUUGAGCUAGCAAUGGAUAUUCCUGUGACCCAGGAAGUACUUCAGGAGCCCAGCUCCAAUGUGGUGAAGGUGGCAUUCACUGUGCGUAAGGCUGGGCGCUAUGAGAUCAGCAUCAAACUUGGAGGCUUGAAUGUGGCAUAUAGUCCAUACUACAAAGUCUUUCAGCCAGGGAUGGUGGUUCCCUCCAAAACCAAAAUUGUUUGCCACUUCUCCACUCUGGUGUUGACUUGUGGGCAGCCACACACUUUGCAGAUCAUCCCCAGGGAUGAGUAUGAUAAUCCUACAAGUAACUCAGUAUCGCUGGUAGAUGAGCACAAUUACAGCCUCUCCAUCCACGAGCUUGGUCCCCAAGAAGAGGAGCCUUCUGAUGUUUUGUUUGACAAGUCUGUGGUGUCCAAUAGACAGACUUGUCAGGUUUUCCUGAGACUCACUCUACUUUGUAGGGGGUGUUUCCGUGCCUGCAUUUCCUACCAAAACCAGCCUAUUAGCAAUGGGGAGUUUGACAUCAUUGUUCUUAGUGAGAAUGAGAAGAAUAUUGUAGAGCGAAAUGUUUCUACCUCAGGGGUCAGUAUUUACUUCGAGGCCUAUCUUUACAAUGCUAAUAGCUAUGCCAACACCCAAUGGCAUCUUCCACCCCUGCAUUUGGGUUCUUCUCAGCGCCGACCUUCCACUGCUACUGAAGAUGAGGAUGAAGACUCUCCCUCUGACAGCCAGACCCCUGAGAAAGUGAAGAAACCAAAAAAGGUGUAUUGCUAUGUUUCACCCAAGCAAUUUUCGGUGAAGGAGUUCUACUUGAAGAUCAUUCCUUGGCGCCUCUUUACCUUCAGAGUAUGUCCUGGCACCAAGUUUUCUUACCAUGGGCCUGACCCUGUGCACAAGCUGUUGACAUUGGUGGUGGAUGAUGGGAUCCAGCCUCCCGUGGAGCUCAGUUGCAAGGAGAGGAACAUCUUGGCAGCCACUUUCAUUCGCUCCCUGCAUAAAAAUAUAGGAGGCUCAGAGACUUUUCAAGACAAAGUGAACUUCUUCCAGAGGGAGCUGCGUCAGGUGCACAUGAAGAGACCCCACUCCAAAGUUACUCUGAAAGUCAGUCGCCACAACCUUUUGGAAUCUUCUCUGAAAGCAACACGGAAUUUUUCUGUUUCUGACUGGAGCAAAAACUUUGAAGUGAUUUUCCAGGAUGAAGAAGCCUUGGACUGGGGAGGUCCUCGCAGAGAGUGGUUUGAAUUGAUCUGCAAAGCUUUAUUUGACACUACUAAUCAACUUUUUAAUCGCUUCAGUGACAACAACCAAGCAUUAGUACAUCCCAACCCCAACCGACCUUCCCAUCUGCGUCUGAAGGUAUAUGAAUUUGCAGGGCGCUUGGUUGGAAAGUGUCUCUAUGAGUCAUCUUUGGGAGGGUCUUACAAGCAGUUGGUGAGAGCUCGUUUCACUCGAUCGUUCUUGGCUCAGAUUAUAGGACUACGGAUGCAUUAUAAGUACUUUGAGACAGAUGACCCAGAGUUCUAUAAAUCUAAAGUUUGCUUCAUCCUGAACAAUGAUGUGAGUGAGAUGGAGAUAGUUUUUGCUGAGGAAAAAUAUAGCAAACUGGGGCAGCUUGAAAAGGUGAUUGAGCUGGUAACUGGUGGUGCUCAAGUGGCAGUAACAAAUGAGAAUAAAAUUUUCUACCUGAAUCUUCUUGCACAGUACAGACUGGCCAAUCAAGUGAGAGAGGAAGUAGAUCACUUCUUGAAAGGACUUAAUGAGCUGGUUCCUGAAAACCUCCUUGCUAUUUUUGAUGAAAAUGAACUUGAGUUGCUCAUGUGUGGUACUGGAGACAUCAGUGUCUGUGAUUUCAAAGCACAUGCUGUGGUAGUGGGCGGUUCUUGGCACUUCAGGGAGAAGGUUAUGCGGUGGUUUUGGACAGUGGUUUCCAGCUUCACGCAGGAGGAGCUGGCCAGGCUGUUGCAGUUCACCACUGGCUCUUCUCAGCUGCCUCCUGGAGGAUUUGCUGCACUCUGUCCAUCUUUCCAGAUCAUUGCAGCUCCGACGCACAGUACACUGCCAACAGCCCAUACGUGUUUUAACCAGCUGUGCCUCCCCACGUACGAUUCCUAUGAAGAGGUCCACAAGAUGCUGCAGCUGGCCAUCAGUGAAGGCUGUGAGGGGUUUGGCAUGCUCUGACGCCCUCAGGAGGAACCCAUCUAGCUUCCUUGGUUGCUUCAGGGCAAGGCCCAGUCUCUCUUCCCAGCUUUGUUCUCAUGCCCUUCCGAAGGGCAAUGGAGAAAGAGCAGGAGCACCACACAGACAGGAAUGUCAGUCCACAAUUUCACAUGGAAACCUCCCCAGGUCUCAAGUAUGUCAUUGGGAGCACAACUUGCCCCUUCCCGCUUCCCAGCUCAUUUCAGUUUGGUUCAUAGAAUGAAGUGGGGUGCAACUCUUGAGGUGAUGUGGUACUUUCAUUUCCUAGGGCAUGCUGUGUCUGGUUUUCUGACAUAUCAAGCCCAUACACGAAAUUUGCAAUUGGUACAGGCAAAGAUUUUUAACUGUAACUUUCUGGUUGCUUUGGACAUGAAUGGACUAUAAUGGAGCUCUAAAUCCCCAGAUUAUGGGAAGCCUUAAUACCUUUCCAUGCCUUGGCCCAAGUUCUCAAAUAAGUAAUUCUCCUUUAACUUGGAUGUUGCUAGAUGGCAUAAAGCCGCCACCACCACCCCACUUACUCUUUAGUAUCUGGUCCUUUUGGGUUUUUAAUUCUCUUAACCCUGGGUGCUGCCGCUGCUUGUUCUUGCUGGAAAGUUAAGGCAGCAGUUCUGUCACUGGAGCACUACUGUUGGCCCUGGCAGUGACAUUGUACUACCUCCAUCAGGAGCUGAUAACAGGAUGUGCUUCUGUAUUGGCAGUGGCUUCCAAUGACUGAACUGGAAGAAGAGUUUGUCCUCCAGUGAUUGUUUCUGACAGUGGUCAUGAACGUGGAUGAAGGUUUGUUCCACCAUGACCACCUCCCAAUUCCCCUUAGAGAGGAUGGAUAUAUAUAUAUGUCUGAGGUCCAGUGCCUAUCUCUCUCUCCAUACCGAUCUCUUAGGGGACUUGGGAAGCAACAGUGGCAGGCCAAGAGGCAGCUAUGAUUGUAUGCAUCCAACGUACAUCGGUGCAGUUGGACGGAUAAGUAUUGGAUAGAGCCCAGAACCUCAGUCUGUCUCUCUCUGAUUCCACAGGUGUCUACCUCUGCCACAUGGCAGUAAGAAUAUCUUGUUUCUCUAGCAGACUUCAGUUAAUAAGGCAUUGGUACUUGUGCCCUGCUUUUUCUCCUGCAUUCUGUCCCCUGAGCAUUCCUUGAAUUUUUCUCGGGAUUAAAUUGGAGCUGCUUAUACAGGCACUAGAGAAGUAGGCCCAGAAGGCCACAUGUUGAACUGCGCACUCUACAAGAAGAAGAAAGUGUGUGCUGUCAUGUAGAAUUGAUCAGCAUCUCUGACACUGUCCUUUCCACCACUCCCAUUUUCCCUGGCAAUAAAGGAGUGGGAAUUCAGGGAUCCUUGCUGGCCCUCUAGCCAGCUCUUGUCAGCAAAGCCAAAAUCUGAUUAGUGUGACGUGAAUGUCUUGUUGGCACCUCAAGUGCAUUUCUCCUGGUCAAGGAAGAGAUGUUGGUGGCUGGUUAUUUAGGGAGAGGAGCCUACAGUAUGACCGUCUGGAUUGAGGGAGCCCCCCACCCCCAUGCUGAAAUCUCAGUGGGGUGUCUUAUGAAAGCAAACCUCCGGAAAAAUAUUGUUGUGCCACCUUUUCCAGUCCAACCAUUUUGCCAUAGGUUGGCACUAUAGCUUUCUUGAGAUGACAGAAGGGCAUGUCCUUCCCACCCCCAAAGAUAGCUGUACACUUUUCCAACAUACACUGAAUUAUUUACAAAUUUGAAGGGAAAAGGCAGUGUGCAAACCUGCUCAAAUAGAAAAUUUUCUUUACCUGAAUGCAUAUUACAUCUGUACAGAAGUAAAAGCCAUCAUUUUGCCAAAAGUGUUACAACUCUGAGUAUUGGGACAACUCAGGGAUCCCUUUCCUUUUAAGAUACGUUUAGAGACCACCACUGUAUUUUCCUUCAUGGCAGACAUUUUUCCUCUGAGCAUUCUUCUAAAAAGUGAAUAUAUGCCAUCUGAUUGCACUAAGGGUGGCAUCUGCAAUCUGUGUAGUAAAGGCUACCGAAUGCCUUUUGACACACCCACUGCUCUCCCCAGGGACCAAAAGAUGAUAUUGCACAGCUUGGCCAGUUGAUGCUGGUGGGGUGGGAGUGCUGCUUGGUGCUGUUCCAAUCCUUUGUCUUGUUCCUGGCUUACUGAAAGUUUUUUCCAGCAAUGGCUCAAGGUUGGUUCUGCUACAUCUUCCUCAGGAAUCCUCUCCUUUCUUCUCUAGAGCUCAGCUGUUUUUAUACUAAGGACAGAGUGGCUGGAUUUUCAGCAGACAUUCUCUGCUAGAACCCACUCUCUUAAUAAUGUAUUUGGCACUUCUUGCCUCUUUGCAGCUGUACAGAUGCCAAGGAUUUUCUUUUUACAUAAGCACAGUUAGAACAGUGGUGGAUGCUGCUAGUUCUUAGGUAACAAUGCACUUGUGUGUGUUCUUUUACUCACCCCUAUCAUCAGCAGGUUCCAUUCUUCCCAAGGCUUCAUAACUUCAAUGCAGAGGAUCUGAUUUUCUUAAAUCUUGCUUCUUGUUCUUUCCUAACUUUGUAUGUUGCCCUGAUUCCAAUAUGGGGACAUGGUACAGGCUUUACUCUAGUCAUUUAUACUGUGUGGGUGCGUGCGUGUGUGUGUGUGUGUGUGUUUAUGAAGAGGUCUCUUCCUUUUCAUUGGCCCUUGCUUGUUUCAUCUAAUGUAUCAGUUUCCAGGAUAUAGAAAUGGUACUGUCUCAAAUAGAUCUCUAUCCUUUGGAGCUGCCAUGGAUACCACAGGAUGGCCUUGGCCUCCAUCCGAGAACUAUCUUGCAUGUUUUAGAAAUGAAGACCUAUUAAUUUAGCAAGGUCAGGGCAUUUUUCCAGCUGGCCAACUCCAGACUGAGUUCAGCAAGAUUAUGUAAGCUUCUAAUGGAUUCUGUAAAUAGUUUGUACAAUAAAUAAAAUAUUUAAAAUA
Molecule: messenger RNA, 6302 nt
Organism: Hemicordylus capensis (graceful crag lizard)
Lineage: Eukaryota; Metazoa; Chordata; Lepidosauria; Squamata; Cordylidae
Gene: AREL1
Product: apoptosis resistant E3 ubiquitin protein ligase 1
Exons: 20
Coding region: 904-3375 (823 amino acids)
Biological process (GO): protein polyubiquitination; proteasome-mediated ubiquitin-dependent protein catabolic process; positive regulation of protein catabolic process
Molecular function (GO): ubiquitin-protein transferase activity
Source: RefSeq, a predicted model, not a curated record